AUGUCGGCGCAAGACUACUAUGGCACUUCGGGUGGAGGUUACCACUCGUCGUCUUCGCCUUACCCAUCACAGCCGCAAUACGCACAGCAUCCUCAGCAAACGCAAUACGCAUCACCAUCACCUUAUCCCACUCAACAAGGCUACGCAUCUCCCGCACCACAACAGCCAUCGUCGCAGCACUUGACUCCCUACCCUGCGCAGCCGCAAUAUGCCCGUCCAGGUUCCGCUCACUCAGAUUACCCACCCGCUUACGACGGCUCGAGACCCACUAGCACGCACUCCGGGUCACCCUACCCACCCCCUAGGGCGCACUCUGCAGAUCCAUCUUCGUACAACCAGCAGGGUCAGUAUGCACAGCAGAAUCAGUACAGAGAUCCCAACAACCCAAAUGCACAAGAUGGCGAGAGAGGACUUGGCUCCACAUUGAUCGGUGGAGGAACCGGUGCUUUCCUAGGGCACAAGCUUGGAAAUGGAAAACUCGGGACUUUUCUGGGCGGCGCGGCCGGUGCGGUGGCUGCCAGUGUCAUUUCAAGCAAACUGAGUGGCAAGCACAAGCAUGGACAUGGUCAACAGGACCCAUAUGGCCAGCAUGGGUCCGGGCACCACUCGUCCGGAAUGCUGGGGAGCAUGGGCAACUUGAUUGGAGGCGGAAGCCAUCAUUCGCAGUCCUCGUAUGGCCCGCCGCCGGCGCCGCAUCAUGGUGGACACCAUGGUCACCACGGCCAUCACGGUGGUCACCAUGGUGGUCAUCAUGGUGGCCAUCACGGUGGUCAUCACGGACACCACAGCCACCAUGGCGGCGGUUGGUAA
Messenger RNA from Truncatella angustata, 810 nucleotides. RefSeq lists its product as uncharacterized. The coding region runs from base 1 to 810 and encodes 269 amino acids. Gene Ontology annotation, cellular component: outer membrane. Lineage: Eukaryota; Fungi; Ascomycota; Sordariomycetes; Amphisphaeriales; Sporocadaceae. The transcript has a single exon. The record is from RefSeq and is a predicted model, not a curated record.